GAGGGGGCGCCCGACUCAAGGCGCGUUCACCACCACCACCACGUGUGCGACACGCGGCGCCGCACGUGUUUGUGUGUGUGUAGGGGGCGGGUGGUGUUUCAUUCGUUCUCCCGGGGUUUUUCGUUCACCAUGAAGCGCCGCCGUGGAAUGAAGACGGCGGACAUCGUCAAGUCGCUGUCCAAGCGGCAGCGCAAGCACCUCAAGCAGUUCGGCGAGGAUCACCCGGUCACCGAGGGGGCUUCCAAGCGAGCGUUUUCUGAUCCUGCCCCUAAAGUGGAGACGCUUUUGGAUGAGGGCGAGUCGAGCGCUUCGGACGAGGUGGACGAGGAGUUGGAGGCAGAAGCGGCGCCCUCGCACUACCAGCAGCUAGUCGGCUUGCUGGGUGGCAACGAAGCCGAGACCAGCGACGAGGAGGAGGAAGAAGAGGAGGAGGAGGAAGAAGAAGAGGAGGAGGAGAAGGGAGAGGGGGCAGUGGUCGACGAUUCCGCUGAGGAGGAGGAAGAUGAAGGGGAAGAUGAAGAGGAGGACGAUGUUCUCAGCACUGAUGCAGAAGAGGGCAGCACGAUUGCCAGCGGAGGCGACGGUAAAGGAAAAGGGGGCAGCACAGACUCGGACGCUAGCAGCACCGAUGCAGAGGAUGAAACCGUCGAGGCUAAACGGGGCAGCACGAAAACCAAAAAUGGCGUCGCCAACUCAAAGGGGGGCGGCCGCAGCUUGAAGGCAGCGCAGCAGAAGGGGAAGAAGGUGGCACCGGGCGAGGAGCCGCCGGAGGCGGGGGCGGGCGACUUGGCGGGCUUCGAGGGCCAGUUUGUGGAUCGCGUGCACGCCAAGGCCUUCAGCCUGGACACCGUCGUCCCAGUCCAGAGUGGCACGGAGGAGGAGAAGGUGGAAGGAGACGUGAUGCAGGUGUCUUCAGAUGAUCCGUUCGUGCAGCACCUGGCGUACGAGCUGGAGCCGGGGGAGGUGAAGACGCUGCUCGACCGGAGCAACCGGAGUACGGAGAUCGUGAAGUGGCCAUGCCUGGGGCAGCUGCACUGCUCGUGGAGCUUGGAGAAGCAGGCCGGGGCCCCCCCCCGCUUAGGGACGGCGGCUGCGCCACUCGCCCUGCACCCCCCCCUGGAGCGCACGUGGAGACACGUGAACGCGCAGGCACACGGCGACGGAAAGCCGGUGAAGCCGGACUCUCCUGCGCCGUUCUUCACGCCGCUGCAGCAGGAGCUGUGGUCGCUGUUCACAUCGUACCGCGACGUCUUCUACCCCGAGCGCUCGCCGCUGGGCUCCGGCGAGGACGUGCGCCGCCUCUACUGCCUGCACGUGCUCAACCACGUGCUCAAGGCCAACGGCCGCGUGCUAGCCAACAACGGCGUGCUGCAGCGGCGUGCCGAGCGGCGCCGCGACGCCGAGAGCAGCAGACGAGGCCGCGGGGGGCGCAAGCGGAGAGGCGGCGGAGCCAGAAGGGAAGUCACCGGAGAGGACGGUGGCGGACAAGUUCAGGAUAAAGCGGAAGACACAAACGACGUCGAUGAUGAUGAUGAUGAUGAGUUCCGGGACCAGGGCCUCACCCGUCCGAAGGUGCUGGUGGUGGUGCCGACGCGCGAUGCGGCGUGGCGUGUGGUGACCACGCUGGGGGCGCUGCUGGGUGGGGACGGCCGCGAGGGAGCGCCGCGCGUCGAGGUCAGCCACCGCGCUCGCUUCAACCGUGAGUUCGGCCGCGACCCCGGCGAGGAGCAGCCGCACAAUCUGCGGCGGCCCGACGACUACCUCGCCAUCUUCUCCGGCAACAACGACGACCACUUCCGGUUCGGGAUGGCUCUGCUGAAGCGAGGCGUGCGUCUCUACGCGCCGUUCUACGCGUCGGACGUGGUGGUGGCAUCGCCCCUGGGCCUGCGCACGGUGCUGGGGGCGCCGGGGGAGGCGACGCGAGACUUCGACUUCCUCUCGUCCAUCGAGCUGCUCGUGCUGGACCAAACCGACGUCUACCUCAUGCAGAACUGGGAGCACGUCAUGCACUUGGCGGCGCACGUGAACCUGCAGCCGCUGGAGCCGCACGGCGUGGACUUCUCGCGCGUGCGGCCCUGGAGCCUCGACGGGCACUCGCGCCACUACCGCCAGACGCUGCUGCUGAGCGCGCUGCCCCACCCGCUGCUGCACGCUCUCGUGUCGCGGCACGCCAGCAACUACCGCGGCCAGGUGCAAGUGAGGAACGCUCCACUGCUGGGCUCCAUCAGCCAGGUCGUGGUGCAGCUCCCGCACGUGUUUCAGCGAGUCGAGGCCGACAGCGCCACUGAGAUUGCCAACGCCAGGUUCGCUUACUUCGUGGACCACGUGCUGCCCCAGUACCGCGACGCCGUCAUGGCGCACACCAUGGUGUUCGUGCCGUCGUACUUCGACUACGUGCGUCUGCGAAACCACCUGGCGCGCGAGGGCGUCCGCGCGGCACACGUGUGCGAGUACACGCCGCCGGUGCGCGUCGUGCGCGCCCGCAAGAGCUUCCUGCGCGGCGUGCGGCCCUUCCUGCUCUACACGGAGCGCUUCCACUUCUACAAGCGCUACUCGAUCCGUGGCGUGCGCCACCUCAUCUUCUACGAGCUGCCCACGUACCCGCACUUCUACAGCGAGGUGUGCAACAUGCUGCGCACGGCGUCGGCGGUCGCGGCCGACGCCGCGUGGACCUGCACGGUGCUCUACUCGCGCUACGAGGCGACGCGCCUGGCCGCCGUCGUCGGCACCACCCGCGCCGCUCACAUGCUCGCCUCCUCCAAGAAGACGCACCUCUUCGUGACCGGCGACGAUUCCUCCGCCGGUGUUGCCGCUGGGCAGGCCUGAUGUGACGGCUUCCACGUUCAAUAUAAACGAAGAGCUUUUUAUUUUACGAGAUGAGGCCCUCUGAGCUUACGUAAGCUGAGAGGGGCCUGGCUGUCACAAUUGAUAGCUCAACAAUAUGGCUUCUCCGCCACACGGAAAUUUAUAGCGGCCAAAUGCUCAUGCGUGCUUGUAAAUGCGGAGGGAAAAACCGGCCAAGAGAGAGAUGUCCCUUUCUGGACGUGGUCGGGAGGCUCGGCGUCUGUCACUGCUACGAAGAUCUUGGGUUCAAGUCUAGUUAAGGCUACCCACGAUUUCAACCAGGUUUUCAAAUUCAUGGAAGCUCAUGGUUUCAUCCUGGUCACCAUUUUUUAAUCCCAUCGCGGUCAAUGUGGUUUGCAUUCAGUGUUCCAGAUUCCAGCUCUGAGAAUAGAAUAUUUCGAUUUGAUAUUCAUGCCCACAAGUGCCUCUUUAGCAGGACAUGAGAAGGUCCACCUCUGAGGCGAUUUGACGAGACUUAAUUCAGAAAGCAGUUCCGUGAUCCAAUUGUUAAUUAUACGAUGGCGCUUGCAGCAAGAAAUUCCAAAUGUCAUCAAAUGACAAUCAUUAAUUAUUAAAAUGAUAACGCUCGUGGGUUGAACUUUAAAAGGACAUUAAGAGGCGUGGGAGAAUAGCGAAGUCUUCGGAUUCCGACAGAAGGACAACACCAACGCUGAUGUGUGGUCGAGUGAGGAAUAGAUCUAAUUCCAGGUGACGAGCUGCGACAGAGAAACGACGUUCGCCUCGUCCGGUUCGAGAGACGGGGCGUCACAUGGAGGCCACUCGGGGCAGAUCGGAGGUAGCGAGAUGGAACGUACGAUGAGAAAGCGGAAGCUGAACCGUCCCAUUGAUAUCGAUGUCACAGUUGUCAUAGUUAAAAAAAGAACAAUGUUUUUAAAAUUAAAAUAAUUCCAGAUGGUCAACAAUGUGUCAGGCUGGUUAAGCUGUACAAACUGUCAGUUACAUCUAUGCUGUCAUUUCACUAUGAUCCAUCCACUGCUACAUAAAGGUCUCCCUUAUGUUUUCACCGUUAAAAGCUGGCUGUGGGGUGAGAGAUGCACAAUGUAUGACUGGUAUUGGACGCAAACGUUUUUGAGGCCAAAACCGCGUUUUAUUGGGAACGUCCUUAAGGCAGUGGGCAGAGAGCACAAAAUGGCUUGGGGUACCUUGGCUAAAGAGAAACGCACCCUCCUUAAAGUAGUGAGAAAUUGCCGCUCGCAGCGUAAAGAGAAUUCGCGCGCGCUCAGUGCAGAGAGGACUCGUGUUGUCUCACACCGGCACAGCCUUGGGCCUGAAAGACGCCCUGCCUCUGGGAUAGACGCAGUGUCUCGUUCCGGACACUGUCUCUCCUCGGCGACCUCUCGGCUCCUCGACUCCUUGGCUGCCUCAAAAUUUUGCUGCUUGACUCCGGUUGUUGGCUGUGUGCAUUCUCCCAGCUUUGAGCGGCCACAUGACAAUUAGUCUUUGUUAGCGGCAGUUAUCCACCGUUCUUUAACAAAGACUGAACAAAAUGUUGGGGCAAGUGCUGUUCGCGAGCACCUAUGAAGGCCGGCAUGGCUUACGAGGAGGUGGGUUGCCAACACCACGCUAGGCCGCCUUUGCCUCCCCAUUUUAGGCCGAGUCGACCUAGGGGAGGCAUAUGACCAGUUGAGAUAAUUGUCACUGGUGUUGGCUAUGAGCGGGAAUUGAGCUCGGGUCGCCGAGUUGUAGCGCAGCGCGCUAACCGCUACACUACCGCUCCCACCUUUAACCACAACACAUCUCAGUUCACAACCUUCUCAAGGUCAAAGUUGUUAAUUAUACAGCGGCUCCUAAAGUAGGCUUUGGAAAAUGUUUUUAUGUUGCAUUAUGCUCCUGCAUCACACAAUGCUGCGGAAACAGGAGUUGCAUGCAAAAAGAGGUUUUCAGAAAUCACCUAGUGUCUUGCGUGAAGUGGAGCGAGGUCCUCUGAACUGCAGACCAAAGCCUCACUUUUAUAUGGUUCUAGCCAUGAUUAAUUUAGGAGCAUCUGAAAUCUAUUAUUCCUAGAAUCAUAACUGGAGAUGGGCACUAACAAUGCCAAUUGUUUAAUUGCCUUCAAAUCCCCUAUCCGUCCCCAAAAAUCUUGUCAAUGCACCGUUGUGGUCACAGCUCAAUAAAAUCGGUUUGUAAUUUCCAGUUAAAGGUAGUUUCUUCUGUCGGUCUACUUUGUAAGAGCUUUUGUUUUUCAUCCUGUCCCGGAACGGUCUCCACAGGCGAACCAGUGUCUGUCACGGUCCCACAAUGCCACUGCUAGGCUGGGCUGCAACACACAGUGGCAACGCAAGUCGGCCCUGGACACAAAAUGAACGGCCAAAUAAAUCAAAACUCGACGUAAAAUGUAAUGCGUAUAAAUCAUAUGAAAAUCUAUUUCAAAGUUAACCGGAAACCCUUAAAAGGAAUAAUAACAUUAAGCGCUUUGAUGAGACGUAACUUUUGA
Petromyzon marinus (sea lamprey) is the source of this 5299-nucleotide messenger RNA. RefSeq names its product UTP25 small subunit processome component (gene UTP25). Gene Ontology annotation, biological process: maturation of SSU-rRNA from tricistronic rRNA transcript (SSU-rRNA, 5.8S rRNA, LSU-rRNA). Gene Ontology annotation, cellular component: small-subunit processome; nucleolus. Lineage: Eukaryota; Metazoa; Chordata; Hyperoartia; Petromyzontiformes; Petromyzontidae. The record is from RefSeq and is a predicted model, not a curated record. Gene Ontology annotation, molecular function: U3 snoRNA binding; rRNA binding.